Messenger RNA from Brenthis ino (lesser marbled fritillary), 1290 nucleotides. Lineage: Eukaryota; Metazoa; Arthropoda; Insecta; Lepidoptera; Nymphalidae. The record is from the annotation of a GenBank genome assembly.
AUGGAGCUGCUUGUGACUGCCAUGAAUAAGUCAUCCAUCUUGAACGAAAAGAAUCCAUCAGACAUAUUAUCGACGCUGUGUUGCGAUUCAUUUAAUACUAAUUGCUUGCAAAGAGUCUGCAAAACAUGUGCGUCUCGAAAUCUUAUAUAUAGAGAGUUUAAUAAUGAGAUAGAUUUAACAUUUUUUGAGUGGAUAAAAGUUACGAAAGAAGUUAUUUUGGAAAACGGAACUAAGAAAAGACAAAUAAUAACACUGAAACAAAAGGUAGUUAUGAAACCUAUGGAAGCCAUUGCAAAACUGGAAAAUGAACUGACAAAGUAUAUGGACCAUACAUAUAAAAUUUGUAAUCAAUACAAAGUUAUAAAAUGUCUGAAAGAAAACUUAAAUAUUCAUGAAGCUGUAGUACACGUGGACUUUUCUGAAAAUUAUAAUUUAAAAUAUGCCCAAGAAAUUCAAUCGUUCCACUUCGGAGGAAGUCGGCAACAAGUUUCACUUCAUACAGUUGUGAUUUACACGCAUAGUUUUAUAACUGGUGAGGUAUGCCUUAUAUCAAUGUGUACCCUUAGCUCCUGUCUUCAGCAUGACGCUGCUUCUAUUUGGGCUCAUUUAGUUCCUGUUCUUGACGAAGUCAUAAGUCUUAAUCCUUUCGUGGAUACUGUUCAUUUUCUUUCCGAUUCUCCGUCAUCACAAUAUAGAAAUAAAUAUAUGUUUUACAUUAUAAGUCAAUUGACAUCCAGCCAUUCCAAUAUAACAAGAAUUACGUGGAACUAUUCAGAAGCUGGACAUGGAAAGGGUGCUCCUGACGGUGUAGGUGCUACUGUAAAAAGAACAGCUGACCAGAUGGUCCAUUUCGGUUUAGAUGUUGGAAAUUUUGAUCAGUUUUAUGAAAUUAUAAGUUCAAGAAUAGAUAACGUUAUUAUAAAAAGAGUUACUGAAGAAGAAAUAAUUCAGAAAAAAAGAUUGAUUCCUGAGAAGUUGAAACCAUUCAGAGGCACCCUUUCUGUGCAUCAGGUUCUGUGGGAUAAGUUUAUACCUAGAAUUACUAUGAGAAACGCGAGUUGUUUUUUAUGUAAUGUGGGUGACGUGUGCGCGCAUGGCAAGCAUUUGGGAUAUAUCAAUAGUAUGCCUGUGAUUCAAAACGAUAAUGAAAAUAUUGAUUUUGUAAUUCCUCUAGCAAAUACCAAACCUAAAUCUGUAAAACCGAACAAAAUCAAAAUUAUUUCUAAUAUUUUAAUUGACGUCACUAAUAAAAUUAAACCUACAAGUCACGAUCUUGUGGGCACUAACAAU